This is a messenger RNA of Oikopleura dioica, 1242 nucleotides long. The record is from the annotation of a GenBank genome assembly. Lineage: Eukaryota; Metazoa; Chordata; Appendicularia; Copelata; Oikopleuridae.
AUGCCGAUUCUGAUAAAUGAUUUCACCUGGGAGCAAAAUGACAACUUCGUGAUCGUGAAUGUCAACCUCCCCGUUGGGCACGUGACCUCCAAGGCGGAAGUCAAGGUUGGAGAGAAGAUGAUCUCAGUAAUGAGUCAAACGCAUCUCUUCCGAAUCGCUCUUUUCCGGGGAAUCAAUGAAGAGGAAUCGACGAUGAAACUGCAUCACCAGAAAAUAGAAUUCAAUCUGGCGAAGGUGGAUAAGAUCCCAUGGGAAGAUUUGACGAAGAAGAAAUCGGGCAAGGAACUGACGGAAAUGUACAUAGAGCUUCUUGAGCAGGAGAGAAAAGAUAUCGAAGCCAAGGGAGAAGCAAGAAGGAUCAAAUUCAGAGCCGAUAAAGACUCCUCCGUCCACAAUCAACUCGCCGCGGAAGAAGUAAAAAGAACCGAGCGAAACCAAAUCAAGCAAUUCGAACUCGACCUGAUCUCGCAAAAAAUCAAAAAUGAAAAAUUCAUGCAAGAAGCUCAAGCCAAAAAAGCAGAAGCAGAAAAACAACAGGCGAAAAAAGACGAGAAUAGUGGAGAAAAGAAGAAAAAGUCGAAUUCAGAAAUCGAAUUUUCAGAUGUCAAAAAAGAGCCGACAGUUUCAAUUCGCAGAUCGAAAAUGCCCCCACCGAGGCAGCGAGGAAAAAUCACGGUCGCUUUCACCGAGCGCUCCUUCCCAACGCCUCUUCGCGAGUCGAACAAGCCCGAAGAAGACGCCUGGCUGCAGAAACAAGCCGCUGCUAGAAAACGCGUCGAAUACGCAAAUGGAGAUCUCACAGAGCAAGACAAAGAAGAUGGAUAUUUGGAGGGCAAGGCGGCGAAGAUGGUCAAAAAUGGAGACUUUCAGUCAGCUGUUAAUGCGCUCACCAUUGCUAGCAAGAUGUUUCCAAGAAAACCAAGCAUUUAUCUGUUACGCUCUGAAGCAAACCUCGGAAUGCAAAACGCAGUGCGCGCCGCUGAAGAUGCAGCACGCGCCUUUGAAAUGUACCAACCACCCGUUCCUGCGAAUUUAGACGAGCGCGUCAAGUGCCACAUCCUUCGCGGCUCCGCACUCCGCCGCUUGCAAAUGUACACCGAAGCGUUGAUGGAUUUCGUCGCAGCGGAAAAGCUCAAGCCAAAAGACGAGGAGAUCCAACAAUACUGCACCGAUCUGCGAAAUAUUAUUCAAAACAACGGAGGCGAUGACUGGAAAGAAGAGUGGGAAACUGACCUGCUUUAG